GUAGACCCUCCCGGAAAAAAAAACGUUAGAUAUGUCUUUCUGAAGUUUGAAGUCUCCAGUAGAGAAGAAGAAGAUGGAUAUCCAUCAAAUCCAGUCACCACCAUCCAAACGCAACGCCCCUCCUUCCCUCUUCUUCCAGUGCUCAGACCUCAUCCUCCCAUGGCUAACCCCACAAGAGCUAGCCAUAGCAUCUCUGACCUGCACCACCCUCCGCAACCUCUCCAACUCCAUCACUCUCCGCCGCGCCUCCGACGCUUCCAGAUCCCUCGAGCCCCUUCCCAUCCCCUUCCGCAACUCCCUCGACCAACACCCUUAUGCCUUCUUCCUCUAUCAACCCACAUCUUCACCUUCUUCUAAUCUUGUACGACAGUCCUGGGGUUCUACUCACCAGAAUCCAGACACGGAGACAAGAACUGAAACGUCGUCGUUAUGUUUUGUCGACGAAACUGGAAACUGCGCGUCUUCUGGGUGUGGAUGUGAGGAGACAUGUGAGGAUGGUUGUCCGUGUGUUGUUGGCUUUGGUGGCUUCGACGGCGUCGUUUUCGAGUGUGGGCCCAGUUGUGGAUGCGGGUUAAGUUGUGGGAAUCGGGUGACUCAGAGAGGGAUUCGGGUUAAGUUGAAGAUUGUGAGGGAGAGUAGAAAAGGGUGGGGUUUGUUUGCCGACCAAUUCAUCCCAAAGGGUCGGUUUGUGUGUGAGUAUGCAGGUGAACUAUUGACGACCAAGGAAUCAAGACUGCGGCAACAAAUGUAUGAUGAACUUUCAUCUGGUGGUCACUUCUCCCCUGCUCUUUUGGUUGUGAGGGAGCAUCUUCCAUCCAAAAAGGCAUGUCUGAGACUCAAUAUUGAUGCCACAAGAAUUGGAAACGUCUCAAGGUUCAUCAAUCAUUCUUGCGACGGAGGUAAUCUAUCCACAGCUCUUGUUAGAAGCUCAGGCGCGUUGCUUCCACGUCUUUGCUUUUUUGCUUCAGAUGACAUAACAAAAGAUGAAGAGCUUACGUUUAGCUAUGGUGAAACUAGGCUAAACUCCAAGGGUUUGCAGUGCUUUUGUGGAAGCUCUUGCUGUGUAGGUAUAUUACCCUCAGAGCAGACUUAGUUGCUGCUUUGGGCUGUAGCUCUGGAUAAGCUUGCAUUCUUUGAAGCAUACAGGAGAAGAAGAAUCACUGGCAACCCAUGAAGGGGCCCUGUAACCCUGUUACACACAUAUAUCUAUUUGUUGAAUAUCUUCUUUGCCUGGAUAACUUUUUUGUCUCUAUUGCUUUAAGUUCUGCUAUCCUGCAUUCUUAUGUUCUCCAGCUGUUUGGCCUUGCUUUUGGUGCUUCUUGUUCAUUUAUAGAUAAUGUGCCUGUUUUUGAUAUUGGUCUGAAACAUUAGUUAUCUGCUAUUUCACC
This is a messenger RNA of Fragaria vesca subsp. vesca, 1388 nucleotides long. RefSeq names its product histone-lysine N-methyltransferase SUVR3-like. The record is from RefSeq and is a predicted model, not a curated record. The coding region runs from base 74 to 1093 and encodes 339 amino acids. The transcript is spliced from 2 exons. Gene Ontology annotation, molecular function: protein binding. Lineage: Eukaryota; Viridiplantae; Streptophyta; Magnoliopsida; Rosales; Rosaceae.